Messenger RNA from Pungitius pungitius (ninespine stickleback), 1541 nucleotides. RefSeq names its product ankyrin repeat and SAM domain-containing protein 1A. The transcript is spliced from 4 exons. NCBI's taxonomy places the organism in Eukaryota, Metazoa, Chordata, Actinopteri, Perciformes, Gasterosteidae. The record is from RefSeq and is a predicted model, not a curated record. Gene Ontology annotation, cellular component: cytosol. Bases 432 to 1121 code for a protein of 229 amino acids. Gene Ontology annotation, biological process: ephrin receptor signaling pathway. Gene Ontology annotation, molecular function: ephrin receptor binding.
GUGCUGGUGCUGGUGCGCUGGAUGUGUGUGGCUGAGGCGUUUCGGAUUGGAGAUGCGAGACGGAGAGGGCAGUUUCUAGGAAGUGACGGACGAGUCUCCGGAGGUGUGGAUGGCGGGGGGGGGGGGGCUUGUCGGAGGAAGUUUGCUUGAUGGUGGUGCCGUGCUGCUCAACGAAACUUUUGCUGCCGUGACGCCGGCGGCCCCGUGGAUCGGGACGGACGGACCCAGCGGCGCAGGGAGCCUUUUUGUGUUUCCUCGCCACACGAGCAUUGCUGAGGAAUAAUUUAAGGAUUUGUUGAAAAGAAGAAAAAAAAACGGGGAUCGCAGAGGAAUUUCACUCCCGUAACCAAGCGCGCCCCCCUCCCUUACCCCCGAUUUUUCUCCUCUCCCCCCUGUCUCCUUUUUACAUUUUUUUUAUUUUGGGAUACGCGAUGGGGAAGGAGCAGGAACUUCUCGAAGCGGCGCGCACGGGGAACCUGGCCGCGGUGGAGAAGCUUCUCUCCGGGAAGCGACAGACCGCCGGCACCGGCAGCGGUUCCUCCGGGACCGGGGGGAGCGGCACCAGCGGCGGACACGGCGCCUCCUCGCACCCGCUCUCCAGUCUGCUCAGCAUCUGGAGAGGCCCCAAUGUGAAUUGUGUGGACAGCACUGGAUACUCCCCCCUCCACCACGCCGCCCUCAACGGACACAGCGAGGUGGUGGAGGCGCUGCUACGGAACGAGGCCUUGACCAACAUCGCUGACAGCAAGGGCUGCUACCCGCUGCACCUGGCCGCCUGGAAGGGCGACGAGCACAUCGUCAAGCUGCUCAUCCACCAGGGGCCGUCGCACCCCCGCCUCAACGAGCAGAGCUCUGUAGACCAUAAAGAGUUCAAGCGCUGUGGGCCCUUUGACCCCUAUAUUAAUGCCAAGGUGUGUACACAGCGCUGCCAAAACGACAGCUCCUUUUCCAAGUCCUCCUUUACCGCCGUGUUGUCUUGCUUUGCUUUGCUUUGUGUUUGCUGCCACCGCCGCCUCUGCUGCCGCUCCGCUGCCGAGACAAGAGGAGGCCUUUUAAUUUCACCGACUCUUGGCAGACUUUAUGUCCUCUGGCUUUCUGCUCGUGAUCUGCAAACGUAUUGAGACGUGCUGCCUUUAGGACCCGUGGCACUGCCCAGCGACAUUUGCAAAACGCUAACGAAGAAUGCUACAGCGUGCAGCCUGUUUGCACCACUCGACCAGCAUAUAUAGAGAGAAAAACACUUAGCGCUGCAACUACUAUUAUGUUACGGCAACAAAAAAAAAAAAAAUCAUCAGUUGCUGAAACAUCUCAAACUAUGUCAUCGAUUGACAUUGACUUUUGUACGGUGCCCCCAGAGGAGGAAUCCCACUGACUUGAUGUCGCCAUGAUGUUGAUAUUUGCAGAUCCGUGUGAGGCAUCUCGUCAGCUAUUGGAUGGUCAUGACAUUCGGUUCUCGUGCUUCCUUAGGUGGAGUUUAAUGUUUUUCCUAUUAAAACUAAUAUGAAACCAGAAAAUAGAAUCAGGCGCUCAAUGCGCCUCUC